GCUCGAUCGAUGCGGGAGAGAGAAGAGGUUUUUCCGGAUCGUCUCUUUAUCCGGACGCUUUUCUCGCCUUAUUUCGGAUAUUCGGAGACUCUUGGGCGGACGAGGGGAAACAUACGGUGAAUUCCAGUCUGCGUUCGACCUCGAGGAAGCGGGUGAGUGCGCGCGGGGCCGGAAAAGGGGCGAAAUAAGAGAGUGAGGAGAGCUGAGCAGGCAGGAUGAGUUAUCAGAUGCCUCAGCAAGCCCGGCCAAUGUCGCAAGGGGGUUACCACAACCCUGCUGACAUGCCAAUGCAGAACCCCAAGGAACAGAUUGCCAUGUGGCAGCAGAACACCUACAUGAGUGACUCAGGUAUCCACUCUGGUGCAACCACCAAUGCACCCUCCCUCACCGGCAAGGAGGAGGAGAUGGACACAGAAUGGAUGGAGGGCAGAGCACAGCAGGGAUUCAACCAGGCUGCCUUCACCAGUGAGCAGGUUGAUGACAUGAACCAGCAGCUGAAUCAGACACGUUCCCAGCGUGUCCGUGCUGCCAUGUUCCCAGAAACACUGGAUGAGGGCAUGGAGAUCCCCUCCACCCAGUUUGACCCCCAGCAGCCUACAGCUGUGCAGAGGUUGGCAGAGCCCUCACAGAUGCUCAAACAUGCUGUUGUCAACUUGAUCAACUAUCAGGAUGAUGCUGAUCUGGCAACUCGAGCCAUCCCAGAGUUGAUCAAACUGCUCAAUGAUGAGGAUCAGGUAGUUGUCUCCCAGGCUGCCAUGAUGGUCCAUCGCCUCAGCAAGAAGGAGGCCUCGCGCCAUGCCAUUAUGAACUCCCAACAGAUGGUGGCUGCCCUCGUGCGUGCUCUUACCAAUUCCAACGACCUGGAGACAACCCGUGUAACUGUUGGUGCCCUGCAUAAUUUGUCUCAUCAUCGCCAGGGUUUACUGGCCAUUUUCAAGUCCGGUGGCAUUCCAGCAUUGGUGAAACUUCUUAGCUCACCAGUAGAGUCAGUGUUGUUCUAUGCCAUCACCACACUCCAUAACCUCCUGCUGCACCAGGAAGGCUCUAAGACAGCAGUGCGCAUGGCAGGAGGUCUCCAAAAGAUGGUUGCCCUGCUCCAACGCAACAAUGUCAAGUUCCUUGCCAUCGUCACAGACUGCUUGCAGAUCUUGGCGUAUGGCAACCAGGAAUCCAAGCUGAUAAUCUUAGCAUCUCAGGGACCUCAGGAGCUGGUUCGAAUCCUACGCUCCUACACCUAUGAGAAGCUCUUGUGGACGACCUCCAGGGUGCUCAAAGUUUUGUCUGUGUGUUCAAGUAACAAGCCAGCCAUUGUUGAAGCUGGUGGCAUGCAGGCACUUGCCAUGCACCUAACACACCAGUCAACCCGCCUUGUCCAAAACUGCCUGUGGACGCUGCGUAACCUCUCAGAUGCUGCAACCAAAGUCAUAUUGGCAUUGCAGGACAGCAUGGACCAGCUUCUGCAGAAUCUUGUGCACUUGCUCCGUGCCAGUGACAUCAACGUGGUAACUUGCGCUGCUGGAAUCCUUUCCAACUUGACUUGCAAUAACCAACGCAACAAGAUCACCGUUUGCCAAGUGGGGGGCAUUGAGGCUCUCGUGGCCACAAUCUACAAUGCCGGAGAGAGGGAGGAAAUUACGGAGCCUGCUGUUUGUGCUCUUCGUCACUUAACCGCAAGGCAUCCUGAAGCUGAAGUAGCCCAGAAUGCCGUCCGCCUAAAGAACGGCAUCCCCAUCAUUGUGAACCUCCUGCAUCCCCCCUCCCGGUGGCCUUUGGUCAAGGCUGUCAUUGGCCUCAUCCGAAACUUGGCCUUGUGCCCGGCCAAUCAUGCACCUCUGAGGGAGUCUGGGGCCAUCCCUAGGCUGGUGCAGCUGCUCAUCAGGGCCUUCCAAGACACACAGAGGCAACGGUCAUCAGUUGCUAGUGGCGGUUCAGGCAGCAUCGGGGCCUACGCUGAUGGAGUGCGCAUGGAGGAAAUUGUUGAGGGCACAGUAGGAGCCCUGCACAUCCUGGCUCGUGAGUCGCACAACCGCGCCAUCAUUCGAGGCCUCAACGUCAUCCCAAUCUUCGUUCAGCUCUUGUACAAUGACAUUGAGAACAUAGAACGUGUGGCCGCUGGAGUGCUUUGUGAAUUGGCAGCUGACAAAGAAGGCGCUGAAAUGAUAGAGCAGGAAGGUGCCACAGCUCCCCUCACCGAGUUGCUCCAUUCACGGAAUGAAGGUGUUGCUACUUACGCUGCAGCUGUGCUGUUCCGCAUGUCAGAGGACAAACCCCAGGAUUACAAGAAAAGACUGAGCAUGGAGCUGACCAACUCCCUGUUCCGCGAGGAUGGAUCCAUGUGGCAAGGAGACAUGUCUGCCAUUCCACCUGAUCUCCAGGACUUCAUCACUCCUCCUGAGGGCCACUACGAUCCCAUGUAUGCUCAAGGGCCGCCCAGCGUCCACAGUGGACAUGCCGGGCCAAACUAUCAAGGAGGCUACGACCAUGUGCCUGUGGACUCGAUGCAAGGCCUGGACAUAGGUUCCCAGCACGGUGGCCCGGGAUCUAACUACGGCCCUAUAGACCCCAGGGAUCUGCCACCUGGACAUCCUGGACAUCCUGACCUUACCUUUGACCAGCAAGCUCCACCACAGCCCCCUCGCGACAAUAACCAGAUGGCAGCCUGGUACGACACGGACCUGUAAGGGGACGUAGCAGCGCUGCAGAAAAGACAAAACUUUAUUUAAAGGAACUAAAUGAAGAAGGGAAUAUCAUGCCAAAUCUUUGCAUGGUUUACAACCCAUGAGUGAAAGCAAGAUCGAGCAAGAUUGUCUGUUCACUUUAAUCAAAAAGAAAAAUUAAGAAGAUAUCUGUGGUGGAACUCGAAUUCUAUUACAUGCAUGCGUGUGUGAAUAUACAUACUCUUACAUAUAUCUGCAUGCAUGCAUGUGAGUGUGUGUGUGUUUAUGUGUGUAAGUAUAUGUAUGUGUGUGCAAUUAUAUGUGUCUCUAUACAUAUAUAAUUUGAAUAUUCAAAGAAUAGCUUACAUAUUGCCAAUGAAUAGCAAGGUCAGCAAACAGAAAUGCUUUAUCUUCAAAAGUCAGAAAAGUUAGAAGAAAGCAAUGCUUGUGACGUGACCUGCAAAACAGCUGAAAUUCUCCAGUUUCAGUUCUUUCUAUACCAAUUUUUCCCCCUGUGGUGAUAUUGAUGAACUUUCACCAUGGGGCAUCCUGUUAAGUACCGGUACUUUUUCUUUUCUUGUUUUCCUUAUUUUUUUUGUACUUUUAAUGAAGCCCAUGAAUUUUUUUUAACUAUUUAAAAGAACAUAACAAAAUGCAUGCAAAAAGAAGGGCCCUUCCAAUAUUCAAUGUUUAUGUCUCAGGUGCUGCAGAAGCUUUUUUCAGCCAUUAGUUUUUGUAGGAGGCAGCUGCAAGGCAACUUCCCAUUUGUCGUUUGUGCAGCUUCGUGAGGUAGCUCUGCUAAGCAGUUUUUAUCAGAGAGGUUAUGCAUUUAUUUUGUUGACUUGAUUUGUGUGAGGCCUAGCUUAAAAUUGUUGUGUAACAGACUCCAGGAAGUUUUUCUUUUCUUUUUUUAGAUUUUUAAAAGAUAGAGUUAAUGAUAUCACUAAUGUAUGUUAUUGCACAAAUUGUUAUCCAGAACAACCAUUGAUUUGAAUUGUAUACCAAGUCAUGCAGUCAAGGUGGCUUGGUAGGGAAAAAAUGCAGGGUAAAAUGAAUGUGACAUUUUCCGUUGAAACUUUUAUAUAUUAAAAACAAAAGAAUCAAAUUGUGAGUGAUGAAGCAUCUGAUAGUCAUAAGUUUUAGUUGAACUCUGAGCUCAACAGAGCUUGUGGACUGCUUUCUUUAAAACCAUUAAAACUUCUAGAUAUUGGUCCACAAUUAAAUUUUUUACCACCUUCUCUAGUUAGCUUUGCCGUUACAGAACAUUCUUAAUACACCGUAGGAUUCACCUGUAGGAUAUGAACUCGAUAGAAAGUUCUUAGCUUUUCUUGCUGUAAAGGACAAUCACCUGUGAGCAAACAAGUUGUAUCAGUGAUUAUUACGUGUUGUUAACUGUCUGGUUUUUAGUACCAUUUAGUGUUUUAUAGAUUAUGUAUUCAUUUUUUAGGGUUAUGCGUGAUCGUCCUCAUGAGAAGGAGAAGUGAUCUAAUGACAUGUCCAAAGUUUCUCUAUACAUACAUGGUGGCUUGACAGGGGCCUUGCUUCAUGCCAAGGUCUUGCCAAGUCACAUGACAACCUCUAUAUGUUCACUUGUCAACAGGAUGGUAAUCUUGUCAUGAACUAGGGAGAAAGUUGUGGUAAUGGGCAUCUGACUUUGAUUUCAUGAGAUUUUAUUUGUCAGUGUCUUUUCUUUUCUUUUUUUCUUUUAGUGUGGGAAGAUCAGGAUGGCCAUGUAAUGCGCACGAGUAUCUCACUGAGGGAGGCUCACGGUAACAAUUCCACCGUGUGCGCUCAGACUUCAGUGAGAUGCCUCUGCCCGUGGAGUUUUCUGGUCCAAAGCAUUUAUUUCUGUAUGAACCUAGUUUUUUCUUUUCAUAAGAUGCCUUUCUCACAUCUUUAUCAUAGUUUCUUAUAUUUACCAACUUUUGCAUAGCUGUGGAGACCAAAGACGUGACAUGCCAUUGACACGUGUAUGAUUUCAGUACCUGAUACUGACCCAGUAUUUUUCAUAGGCUUGUCAGUGACAUGUGGCAUCCCCUCUGUGCAAGUUGGGGAAUAUCCCCCUCCAUAUUCCCAGUCUGUAUUUUGGUUUGCAAUGUGCCACAGUAUUACAAUAUUAAGUGAUUUGCAAGUGAAUGAAUUCAUCAGAAAUUCACGUCUCCCUUCUUAAAACUUUACAUCCCAUCAUUGGCUGUACAGUGUAUACCCAAGCAAAAUACCUGACACACAAUCACCAUUCGUAGAGAGCUUGCGUAUGUACUGUAUGCCCAAUGAACUUCGUCAUUCAUUGAUUAUUUAGUUUGUAUCAUUUCCAGGGGCCAGUGACAAAUAAGGAUAGUAGUAAUGCUCAUUUCAUCCGUGAUGGUGACUUUUUCUUGCAUCACUCCCAAAAGUAUGACUAAAUUAUUUAUCACUCGGCCACCAGGUGUAGCCUCAAUGACCACAAUUGUUAGUUUUGUAGUCUAUGUAUCAUCAAAUUAUCCAGUGUAAGUGAAGUGAGAAAUAAUGUUUUUUUUACAAG
Molecule: messenger RNA, 5178 nt
Organism: Penaeus chinensis
Lineage: Eukaryota; Metazoa; Arthropoda; Malacostraca; Decapoda; Penaeidae
Gene: arm
Product: armadillo segment polarity protein-like
Exons: 13
Coding region: 216-2681 (821 amino acids)
Biological process (GO): positive regulation of transcription by RNA polymerase II; cell adhesion
Cellular component (GO): catenin complex; adherens junction
Molecular function (GO): cadherin binding; protein phosphatase binding; transcription coactivator activity
Source: RefSeq, a predicted model, not a curated record